AUUCCUGGCGACGGGGAAUGCCUCGACACGGAGAUGUGUUCGGCGCUUUGGUUGAUGACGAACAUUAAGGAGCCACCACGCUGAGGAUCGUUUAUGUCCCAGUUACUACGCCGUGUUCACGGAUUUUCACGUCACUUGUGUGAGUGGACUCAGAGAAGCACCAUGGCACCUGGAAAGAAGAACAGAGUAUUUGUCAUAGGAGUUGGCAUGACUAAGUUUGACAAGCCUGGAGCUCGGGAAGGUGACUAUCCUGAUAUGGUUAAGGAAGCAGGUGAAAGGGCUCUAGCAGAUGCAGGAAUCCCAUAUUCUGCCAUUGAACAAGCUUGCGUAGGAUACGUCUAUGGUGACUCCACAUGUGGACAAAGGGCCAUUUACCACAGCCUGGGUCUGACCGGCAUCCCCAUUAUCAACGUCAACAACAACUGCUCCACAGGUUCCACUGCUCUCUUCAUGGCACGCCAGCUGGUCCAGGGAGGUCUUUCUGAUUGUGUGCUUGCUCUUGGGUUUGAGAAGAUGGAGAGGGGCUCUCUGUCUGCAAAGUACAUGGAUAGGACAAAUCCCGUAGACAAGCACAUGGAGGUGAUGAUCAACCGCUAUGGGAUGGCAGCAGCGCCAGCAGCACCACAGAUGUUUGGAAAUGCCGGCAGGGAGCAUAUGGAGAAAUAUGGCACAAAGCCAGAACACUUUGCCAAGAUUGCCUGGAAAAACCACAAACAUUCCACCAAUAACCCGUACUCCCAGUUCCAGGAUGAGUACAGUCUGGAGCAGGUGAUGAAAUCCAGGAAGGUGUUUGACUUUCUUACGCUCCUGCAGUGCUGCCCUACAUCAGAUGGUGCUGGAGCAGCAGUUUUGGCCAGCGAGCCCUUUGUCAGGAAAUACCACCUGCAGAACCAGGCGGUGGAGAUCGUGGCCCAGGAGAUGGUGACCGACCUGGCAUCCACAUUUGAAGAGAACAGCUGCAUUAAAAUGGUGGGGUAUGACAUGUCCCGGCUGGCGGCUAAGAAGUGUUUCCAGGCCGCUGGUCUGAAGCCAAGUGACGUUGAUGUGGUCGAGCUGCACGACUGCUUCUCAGCCAAUGAGCUCAUCACGUAUGAGGCCUUGGGGUUGUGUCCAGAGGGUAAAGCUGGAGAACUGAUUGACAGAGGGGACAACACAUAUGGAGGCAAGUUUGUGAUCAAUCCCAGUGGUGGCCUCAUCUCUAAAGGACAUCCUCUUGGUGCCACAGGUCUGGCCCAGUGUGCAGAGCUAUGCUGGCAGCUCCGAGGGAUGGCCGGGCGAAGGCAGGUCUCUGGGGCAAAAGUGGCCUUGCAGCACAACAUUGGCUUGGGAGGAGCAGUGGUUGUCACACUUUACAAGAUGGGUUUCCCAGAGGAGGCGAGGUCCCGCGUGGGUGCAGUUCUCACCAGCUCAGGCAGCGGUCUGGAAGGGUUUAAAGCUUAUCCUGUCUUCAAAGAGAUUGAAAAACAUCUACAGCAGGAGGGAGCGCAACUUGUUAAGAAGAUUGGUGGAGUGUUUGCAUUUAAAGUGAAGGACGGCCCUGGUGGGAAAGAGGCGACCUGGAUUGUUGACGUGAAAAAUGGUAACGGUUCUGUCACAAACGACCCAGGUAAAAAGGCAGACUGCACAUUAUCCUUGAGUGACGAGGAUCUGCUGGAUCUGAUGACAGGAAAGCUGAACCCACAAACGGCGUUCUUCAAGGGAAAGCUGAAGGUCGCUGGGAACAUGGGCAUGGCUAUGAAGCUCCAGAACCUGCAGAUUGCACCAGGGAAGGCCAAGCUGUGAGAGCCUUGGCUGUCUUCUUCAUGUUAAACGCAAAUUUGUUGGAAAAACUGAAAUCUGCCUGUUGAAUUGAACUAACUGACCGAUGAUUUGUCAAAUACUUUGACAUGCUUGGUGUUGAAAGUCCAUUAAGUUUCAUUUCCAGCUGCAGCUUUGAUAUCAGAGCACACUGCGCGGUUCUGUGAUUAUGUCGGUUCUUUAAGCCUAACGUGAUGUGUGAACUAUUCACAGCCAGUUCAAAUUAUGGAAAUACUCACAUGCUGAUCCUUUAAUUUCUAUAAUAAUGUAUUCACAAUCUCAAUGUGCCCUAAUCUGUCUGUAAGAAUUGCAUUUGAGGGUUUUUGAGGAAUUAUUUUGCACAAAAUGGACAUCUGUAAAUGAAAUCCAGGUUUUUUAAAUGAAACGAAUAAAAUCUCUAACAAUU
Messenger RNA from Pelmatolapia mariae (spotted tilapia), 2203 nucleotides. It is a transcript of the gene scp2a, whose product is annotated as sterol carrier protein 2a. Bases 94 to 1782 code for a protein of 562 amino acids. Gene Ontology annotation, molecular function: acyltransferase activity, transferring groups other than amino-acyl groups. The transcript is spliced from 17 exons. The record is from RefSeq and is a predicted model, not a curated record. Lineage: Eukaryota; Metazoa; Chordata; Actinopteri; Cichliformes; Cichlidae.